Prunus armeniaca (apricot) is the source of this 1353-nucleotide messenger RNA. The record is from the annotation of a GenBank genome assembly. Lineage: Eukaryota; Viridiplantae; Streptophyta; Magnoliopsida; Rosales; Rosaceae.
AUGAAUUAUAAGUUACAAGGGCUUGAAAUCCAGUCUCAACUUGAAAUGGAAUCACUGGACAACAGUUCAAUACAUGAAUUUGAGGAUGAGAGUCUUUUUACUCCGGGGGCUGAGGCUCAAAAGACACAUUCUAUGCAAGCAGUGGGGGAAUGUUCAUUGUCACGGGGUUCACAAGCUAGUGGUGAUAAAGUGUGGAGAAAUAUAUGUAGAAGCAUAAAGACUGUAGUUUUCUCAACUAAGCUCAACUUGCUUAUGCCCUUUGGACCUCUAGCAAUAUUUGUAUAUAAGUUAACUGGCCAUAAUGGCUGGGUCUUUUUCUUGAGCUUGUUGGGCAUAACACCUUUGGCUGAGCGUUUAGGUUAUGCUACAGAGCAGCUGGCGUUCUAUACUGGAGCUACUGUUGGGGGUCUUUUAAAUGCUACUUUUGGAAAUGCAACAGAACUGAUUAUAUCAAUUUAUGCACUGAAACGUGGAAUGUUACGCGUUGUUCAGCAGUCGUUGUUAGGUUCUAUUCUGUCAAACAUGCUGCUGGUGCUUGGUUGUGCAUUCUUCAGUGGUGGGCUUGUUUUUCAUGAGAAGGAACAGGUGUUUAACAAGGCCACUGCUGUUGUGAACUCAGGGUUGCUGUUAAUGGCAGUCAUGGGCCUACUUUUUCCAGCUGUUUUGCACUAUACUCACACUGAGGUGCAUUUUGGGAAGUCAGAGUUGGCACUUUCAAGAUUUAGCAGUUGCAUCAUGCUUGUGGCAUAUGCCACGUAUCUUUUCUUCCAGUUAAAGAGUCAAAAGAAUCUGUAUGUUCCUCUGAAUGAGGAAGUGAGUCAGAAUGAAGAGAACUCAGAUGAUGAUGAAGCUCCUGAGAUCUCUAAAUGGGAAUCAAUAAUUUGGCUUUCAAUAAUGACGGCUUGGAUCUCAAUCCUAUCAGAAUAUUUAGUUAAUGCCAUAGAGGGAGCAUCUGUAGCAUGGAACUUGCCGGUUGCAUUUAUCAGUGUUAUUUUGCUCCCAAUUGUGGGUAAUGCUGCAGAGCAUGCUAGUGCGAUUAUGUUUGCCAUGAAGGACAAGCUUGACAUUUCUUUGGGAGUGGCAAUAGGGUCAUCAACGCAGAUAUCCAUGUUUGGGAUUCCUUUUUGUGUAGUUGUUGGGUGGAUUAUGGGGCGCCCUAUGGACUUGAACUUUCAGCUUUUUGAGACAGCAACACUUUUUAUAACUGUCUUAGUUGUAGCCUUUAUGCUGCAGGAUGGAACCUCUAAUUACUUCAAAGGGUUGAUGCUUAUUCUUUGUUAUCUGAUAGUCGCCGCAAGUUUCUUUGUUCAUGUAGAUCCUUCUCCAGCAGAUGAAACACAAUCGAAAACGUAG